GCCAAGCGAGACAUACGAUAGACGAAGGAAGCGCCCACCCAGCAGGAGGGCUAAAACCUGUAGUUUUUGAAGUUGCAAACUCCAGCUUCGAAGCUGGAGUGCUUUAGCCCUUUUUUUAAGCAAGAAUCACCGUCUUGAGCGCCUUGCGCGCUCAAGAACAGGCAAGGGAUGAGCGCUUUGUUGCUAAAGCGGAUACGUUUUCUUGCUGGGGAAGGCUAGUUUGAUCGAGGAUUGGAGAGGAGGGAGAGGUGGAAUAAAAAGCUCGGGAUGAUUUUGGAGUCUUUGUGCGAGCCGUAUGCGGUGAGAGUCGCACGUACGGUAAGGAGGGGGGUUCGCGUCUAUACGUGUAGUGUGGUGGUUGGGCCUACCCACCCUAUUUGUUCCAUGAUCUAUGGGUCUACUGGAGCUACCCACUUCGAUCAAUUAGCCAAGAUUUUGACCGGAUACGAAAUCACUGGUGCUCGAUCUAGUGGUAUUUUUAUGGGGAUUCUUUUUAUCGCUGUAGGAUUCCUAUUCAAGAUUACUGCAGUUCCUUUUCAUAUGUGGGCACCUGAUAUCUAUGAGGCUUCACCCACCCUGGUGAUUGCAUUCCUUUCUAUUGUGCCUAAAAUCUCCAUUUCUGCAAAUGUGUCACGUGUUUCUAUUGUUGCUUCCUAUGGGGGUACAUUACAACAAAUCUUCUUUUUCUGCAGCAUUGCUUCUAUGAUCUUAGGAGCACUGGCCGCCAUGGCCCAAACGAAAGUCAAAAGACCUCUAGCUCAUAGUUCAAUUGGACAUGUAGGUUAUAUUCGUACCGGUUUCUCAUGUGGAACCAUAGAAGGAAUUCAAUCACUACUAAUUGGUAUAUUUAUUUAUGCAUCAAUGACGAUAGAUGCAUUCUCCAUAGUUCUAGCAUUACAGCAAACCCGUGUCAAAUAUAUAGCGGAUUUGGGCGCUCUAGCCAAAACGAAUCCUAUUUUGGCUAUGACCUUCUCCAUUACAAUGUUCUCAUACGCAGGAAUACCCCCGUUAGCCGGCUUUUGUAGCAAAUUCUAUUUGUUCUUCGCCGCUUUGGGUUGUGGGGCUUACUUCCUAGCCCCAGUGGGAGUAGUGACUAGCGUUAUAGGUCGUUGGGCGGUCGGAAGGUUGCCAUGA
This is a messenger RNA of Triticum urartu, 1134 nucleotides long. The record is from RefSeq and is a predicted model, not a curated record. Lineage: Eukaryota; Viridiplantae; Streptophyta; Magnoliopsida; Poales; Poaceae.